This is a messenger RNA of Archocentrus centrarchus (flier cichlid), 1901 nucleotides long. Its product is annotated as RNA/RNP complex-1-interacting phosphatase-like. Gene Ontology annotation, molecular function: polynucleotide 5'-phosphatase activity. NCBI's taxonomy places the organism in Eukaryota, Metazoa, Chordata, Actinopteri, Cichliformes, Cichlidae. The record is from RefSeq and is a predicted model, not a curated record. Bases 292 to 1323 code for a protein of 343 amino acids. The transcript has 9 exons. Gene Ontology annotation, biological process: protein dephosphorylation.
GCUGUUGGUGCGUCAUCACUGUGCGCCGUUGGUCGGUGUUUUUGCGUUCCUAGCUGCUGUGCUCUGUGUUCGGUGCGGUUUUUCCACAGACGAGCUCUGAAUGCGGAUAAAAUGAGGCGCAGAGCGGAAAGUAGUGCGGCAGGUUUGUAGCGAGUUCCGAGCGGAGUGAGACCGACCGGCAGAGGGGCUGCUGUUCGGCUCAGAGAGUGAGGAACACGUGGACACGGUCACGCUCUCACAGCGUCACUUUGAGUUUUUGGGCUUUUAUCGCCAACUUCACUCAUAACAGACAUGAGCAGACCCGCGAAGAAGAACGGGAUACCUGACAGAUGGCUCAAUUACACCGCCGUCGGGAAAAGGCUCCGCGGGACUCGAUUCAUCGCCUUCAAAGUUCCUCUGAAGCAGGCUCUGACCCACCAGCUGCCGUCCUCGGACGUGUUCGGUCCCUGGGAGCUGCUGGACGCUCUGACCAAAGAGGAGGAGGAGCUCGGUCUGAUCAUCGACCUGACCUUCACCACCCGCUACUACAAAGUGGAGGACAUUCCCAGCUCCCUGCUGUGUGUGAAGAUCUUCACGCAAGGUCACGAGGUUCCCAGCGACAAUACAAUCCUGAGCUUCAAGCGUGCCGUGCGCAGGUUCCUGCGAGAGAACGAGGAUAACGAUAAGCUGAUCGGAGUCCACUGCACCCACGGCCUGAACCGCACCGGCUACCUGAUCUGCAGGUAUCUGAUCGAUGUGGAUGGGAUGGAUCCUAAAGAGGCCGUGGAGCUGUUUAACUCGGCUCGAGGUCACGCCAUGGAGAGACAGAACUACCUGCAGGACCUUCAGCACGGACCGAGGAGGAGUAACGAGGGGAUGGAGGAGGUCGAGCAGGAGCCAAUGAGAGGCCAAGCUGUUCACCGGCCGCUUUUCACCUCAUCGACCGACGACUGCACACAGGAGAGGCGAGCUCCGAAGUCCCGGAGCCACAGACCUUUGCCUCCACGAGGAAUGAACCCCUACCUCCAUCAGCGCUCUCCUCAGGGUGGCUUUCUGCCCCGUCCUCCGUUACUGCCUCCGCCUCCUUUCCAUCCUCCCUCGCUCAGCCCGUAUCGAUGGACGCGUCCUCUGUCGGAGGGUCAGUGGAGGAUACCGCCGCACUUGGAGGAGUGCUGCUUCGGAAACCCUCAGUGGAGGCCCGCCGCCCUCCCGCAGCAACCAUUGAGACCUUAUCCUCCGAUCCUCCCUCACUACUCACCACGCUGGCCUGCUAACUUUCAAGGCCGUGAGGCACCUGAGGAGGAGUGGGCGGGGCCAAAAAUGAGACACAACGUGAGACACUGAGGCAGAGACACAGUGAACAGAUAUGACUGCUAGAUUUUAUGUGCUAGAAGAACAGACUCGUGUUUUAAUCCACGAGGCGUCUUAAAGGGGCGGGUGCAUGUUUGAGUAUCACGAUAAUUAAAUGGAACGGCAUCGCCUAGAAUAAAGCCUGCUGUUUGUUCGCCUCAGCCAAUCACAGCAGACUCGCCUUCUUUCAUUUUACAGCAGUCAUGGAAACCUCAGAGGACCCAUUUAACCGUUUCUCUCUCUCCGCUGCUGCUGCAGUGCCCGACGCUUAAAGGUCCCAGACGCCGUCUACUCACCGUGCCUGACACACAGUGUUCCGCACAGUGUUCCGCACAGUGUUCCGCACAGCGUUCCACACAGUGUUCCACACAGAGUUAAACACAGUGUUCCACACAGAGUUCCACACAGCGUUCCACACAGCGUUCUACACAGUGUUCCACACAGCGUUCCACACAGUGUUCCACACAGAGUUAAACACAGUGUUCCACACAGAGUGUUCCACACAGCGUUCCACACAGCGUUCAACACAGUGUUCCACACAGAGUCCCAUACAGCGUUCCACACAGUGUUCC